UUUAUGUCGUAGUACAGUUACUAGUUUAUGCAUGAUUGAUAUUACGGAUAUUUAUUUUUGCACAUACCGGCACAAACUAUUGCAUUUAUCAUUUUACGGCUUACAUAAAACAUUUAAUAGUGUUCAUUGUGUAAGUUUAAAUCAUUUGAUUUGAUAGAUUUUUCAGUAACCAGUAACCAUACAUUUUAUAUUUUGACAAAAAUCUGGACAUUUACAAAAUUGGCAUUUUAGUAUUGCAGUACCCGAACACAAACACAGAACUAUAAAAUUGUCAGAAAUGGUAAAACGCUCGGAGAUAGAAAACGAAGAUAUUUCACUGGAUGGAAAUUUCUUGUGUGAUGGUAAAGGAGGAACUGUUCCAUAUGAUCGAAAUAAUUCUAGUUUACAUUUGAAGAGGGACCAGUGGUCCAGUAAAUUGGAUUUUAUUCUUGCCUGUGUAGGGUGCGCUGUUGGACUCGGAAAUAUUUGGAGAUUUCCAUACCUGUGCUAUAAGAAUGGAGGAGGGGCAUUUCUGAUACCGUAUAUUAUAUGCCUUGUCACGUGCGGUUUGCCGCUGUUUAUGAUGGAACUGGCUCUCGGACAAUAUAUGAAUAUUGGCAGUGUAGAAACAUGGGCUAGACUGAUUCCAGCAUUUAAAGGAGUAGGAAUAGCAUCGUUUGUUGUCACUUUCCAAAUGAACAUCUACUAUAUCAUAAUCUUGGCUUGGGCUGCCUACUUUCUUGUCAUGUCGUUUACUUCAACACUUCCGUGGUCACAUUGUAACAAUGAGUGGAAUACCGAAAGAUGUUUUCCUCAACUGAACGUUACACCAAAUAUAAAUGCGUCCGCUGUGAUGGUGAAUGUAUCAACAAGUGACAAGAACGUUGACGCUGUUACAGAGUUCUGGGAAAGAAAGGUUCUACAUAUUUCGAAAGGUAUCGACGAGCCUGGAAGCAUAGUUUGGGAGUUGGCUAUAUCUCUACUGGUUGUUUGGAUCUUGGUCUAUUUCUGUGUUUGCAGGGGUGUCAGAGUGAGUGGAAAGAUAGUUUAUUUUACUGCACUGUUCCCAUAUCUUGUUCUAACAAUCCUCCUGAUACGUGGAGUGACACUAGAUGGGGCUAGUGAUGGCAUAUACUUCUACCUGAAGCCGGACUUCUCUAGACUGACAGAUCCACAGGUAUGGGUUGAUGGUGGCACACAGAUAUUCUUUUCUUAUGUUCUUGCCACCGGUAUUGUUACAACACUGGGCAGCUACAAUAAGUAUAAUAACAACUUUUACAGGGACAGCUUCAUCAUAUCAGCUAUCAACAGCUGUACCAGUUUCUACGGAGGUUUUGCUGUAUUUUCCGUUCUUGGUUUCAUGGCAAAGGAACAAAAUGUUACAGUUGGAGAAGUUGUCAAAUCUGGUCCCGGCUUAGUGUUUAUUGCAUACCCCAAGGCAAUCACGGAAAUGCCACUGUCGCCUCUCUGGGCGAUUGUGUUCUUUUUCAUGAUUUUACUCGUUGGGUUCGAUAGUCAGUUUGUGGAUGUAGAAGCAUUUUUGGCGCCAAUUAUAGACGCUUUCCCACAAUACCUGUACCGGAAAAGAAAUAGAAUGAUCCUUACCGCAGUAUAUUGUCUACUUUCUUACUUAAUUGGAUUAACAAUGUUAACAGAGGGUGGAAUGUACGUCUUUCAAAUUUUUGACUACUACAGCGCCAGUGGACUCGUCUUGCUAUGGAUUUGUUUCUUUGAGGCGAUUGUUGUCUCAUGGGUGUUUGGAGAGGAACGUUUCCAGGAAGCAGCUGAGCUAAUGAUAGGACGGAGAUUUCCAUGCUGGUUUUUUAUAUGUUGGAAAUAUAUCAUACCAGUCAUAACCUCUGCGAUAUUUAUUUUCUCAGUUGUUUCGUUUACACCGCUGACAUAUGAGAAGACGUACAUCUAUCCACGAUGGGCUCAGGCAAUUGGGUUUUGUAUGGCUCUCGUAUCAAUGUUUUGUGUCCCGUUAGUUUUCAUUUACACACUUGUAUCUACAAAAGGAACACUAAGAAAGAGAUGGCAAGUUAUGUUCACACCGCUGCUGCAAACACAUCAGAUUUCAGUGAAGCAGUAAUCAUGAAGAAGGAUUACUGCAUAAGAUUUUGCACACGAAAGACCUAAGAUUUUAAGAUCCGUCUAAAAGUUUGUGCAUUCGUACAUACAGGCUUUCCUUUAUGUAGAAAAUACUAACAAAAUGACCAGUUAGUCAUAAUUGACCAACUUGGACCUUAUUUUUCAAAUUCAAACUUUGGAGCACUAUGUGAAAAUGUAGAAAAUACAUGUACUAACAAAAUGGUGAGUCAUCCAUAAUUGGGGCAUUAUUUUUUCUGAAGCAAAUUUGAAUUGUCUUCUUUUGGAAUGAUUUGCUUUAUUGUUUUCUUUUAGUCCUAAAUAACACUGAAUUCGAAGUAGUUUAAUGUGGUAGGACAUUGGGAAUACACCGAAACACUUUGAAAUUUGAGGUUCUCCCAAGAUUUAUUCGGAAUAUUUGAACAAAGUCUUCGAUAGCAUGCUAUCAGACCUAUUACGCAUAAUUUCUAAUGUUUAAUUUUGAAAUCAUUGAUGCGUGAAACUGAAUUUGAUGAUUUAGAGAAAAUCUUACUUUCCACCUGCGAUGAGUUCCUAAUGUAAAACUGAAAAUAUUUUCUCUUGUAACUGUACGCAUUCCCACCUCUUAACAGAUAUAGGUUUUUGACGAAGAGGAAGGAUUAUUUUACAAAACAACUUCAAAUCUCGAAGUCCUUCAUUCCAAUAAAUUAUUUUUUUUUAUGCAUUUAAUUUAUUUGACGAUACAAUACCUGAUUUUUCCAGUUAACUGUUUUAAAAAAUCAUGUAAAUCCAGCCUCAUUUUCAAAUCGGACAUUGUAAUAGGGUUAAGGAGAAAUCAUUAUAGCGAAUUUAAUAUUGCAUCGACCUUAAAGCUGUUUGGUAGGCACCAACAACUACAAAAAAAAUGUUAUUUGGACUAUUGGCUUUUGCUGAUUUGCUCCGCGUAUCAGGUGAAAGUAUCAUAAUCAGUUUUGUGUUAUUUUAUGACUUUUGUUUUCGUCGUGGCUGUCUUUAGACGAAUACACCUACGUGGCUAUGUGUCUUUUUAUGAAAGUUUCCAAAAGAGUGACUGCCAGUACAACAAAAUUCAAUUUAAACCUAUGUUUCAAACUAUAGAUAUCGGGAGUUAUUUGAGGUGUGUAUUUUUUAAAGCAGUUAAGUGCAUAAGAAGCGACAAUCUCAUUUCCUAUUAGACUUAAUUAUAUUAUAGUAAGUAACAUAGGCAAGUAACAAAACGUGAUUGAAUGCUUAACUUUAUUACUAUAUUAUCAUAGAUUGUUACCAAAAUAUCAUGCCAUAUUGUGCGAAAUAUAUCUAUAACGAACUAUAAAUUGGAAUGCAUACAAAAAAAACCCCGAAAUUAUAACGAUGCAAAAGCUUCGUGAUAAGCAAAACGUUCACUAAUUAGACAAUGGAGCAGUAGGCUGUGGAUAAAAUGAUGCUGAUAAGAUGGUGAUUUCACAGGAAACGAUUAUGACCUAUAAUAUAAUUACUAAAUAUCGUGCGAAUGAAUAAAGUUAUGUCAUACAGUUUAGAUGCUUUCUUUGGAAAUAAAGAUUGCAACCAGGCAGAAUGGUAGUAGACUUGGUUUGACUGAGUCCGUUCAUAAGAGGGAAUGAAUUCUGCAACACCUCUCACAACCACAAGCACCACCUAAGGAGGAAUGCUAUCAUAGUAACAUUUAAUGUAUAUCAACACCGAGUCCAAAUACGGGAAGUCUUACAGCCGCUACACGGCACUUAAAGACUGAUUUUGUGGAAUUAAUGUGAUUUAAUUGAAACAAAAUUUACCUGUUAACGUGAUACUUUGAAUACUAGUUACUAACAUUAUUAGCAUCCUAACUGAACGUUUUAUUUUUAAUUGCUAAUGCAAAAUUUCAUUGAUAUAACCUUUCGCUGUGAUUAUAAUAAACAUUAAUGCAAAAACGA
Molecule: messenger RNA, 3974 nt
Organism: Mercenaria mercenaria
Lineage: Eukaryota; Metazoa; Mollusca; Bivalvia; Venerida; Veneridae
Product: sodium- and chloride-dependent taurine transporter-like
Exons: 14
Coding region: 278-2071 (597 amino acids)
Biological process (GO): sodium ion transmembrane transport
Cellular component (GO): membrane
Source: RefSeq, a predicted model, not a curated record